Molecule: messenger RNA, 751 nt
Organism: Astyanax mexicanus (Mexican tetra)
Lineage: Eukaryota; Metazoa; Chordata; Actinopteri; Characiformes; Acestrorhamphidae
Gene: smim8
Product: small integral membrane protein 8
Exons: 3
Coding region: 90-350 (86 amino acids)
Source: RefSeq, a predicted model, not a curated record
UCCGGUCAGCAGGUGGAGCUGUGGAGCUGGAGCGCUCCGGCUCCGUGUUUUGUUUCUGUAUCAGUGAGGAGGCGCUGCAGGGGACUGUGAUGGAGCCGGAUAAGAAAGAGCAGUACCGCAGUCCCGGACUGAGAGGAGUGAAGAGCACCACACUGUUCAGAGCAGUGAAUCCAGAGCUCUUCAUCAAACCUAAUAAACCAGUGAUGGCGUUUGGCUUGAUCACCCUGACGCUGUGUGUGGGGUAUCUGGGGUAUCUGCAUGCGGUGAAGGAGAACACGCAGGAGCUAUAUGAAGCCAUAGACAGCGAGGGGGAGAAAUACAUGCGCAGAAAAAGCUCCAAAUGGGACUGAUGGAUUUCUUCUGGUGGAAGCUGCUCUCUGCUUGCUCUAUUCUCCUCCACAGCUUUUGUUCAUUAUAAUUUAAUGCAUAAAUUACACUAUAUCAGUGGUUGUAUAGGAAUCACUGUUUCUCAGCACCGGGCCUGUAAUCCAUUGAACAGAUUGGAGUUUUCAGGCUCUGAUACUCUUAAUCCAUCUCCAAAAGGACUUUAUAGUUAACUCAUAAUGAGGCCUAUUGGUGUAUGUUUUCAGAUAAACAGAAUGAUUUUGUUUUAUUAUGUUUAUGGCCUAUUUUUGUCUAAAUAUAAUGAACAGGAGUGUAUUUGUGUCAAAGCUGCUUUGGGUUCUUUAAAUGUAAAUUCUGAUUAUAUUUAUGUUUCCUAAUAAAAUAAGUUGUAUUUGCACAUACACAA